AUGGACGACCUGCGCUUUCGAUCUCAACAAACCCCCCGGAACGAGCCCACGAUGAACACACUUGUUUCACCUCCGCGGAACAGCAACCGCUUGCCCCAGCCUGUACAGGCUCAUGAUGGGCGCGGUGCUCUGCCUCGCCGCUUCACUACCGAUUCGGGGCGUGUACCAACAUUGUCUUCAAUUACCGGCCAGCGCGGCCCUGAUCUUGGCCAGGAUUAUAACACUUUGCACAAAGUUCAAUUGAUUGAAAAGAAAAAGCUUGAAUAUGAGAGGCUUCGCGAGCAGAGGCGCCGGUUUGAACUUGAGAUGCAGAAGCUGGAGCAGGCGCAGCGACGUGAGGAAAUGGAGCUUGCCAAAAUGCAGGAUGACCUUCGUCAAGGUCACCAGUCGGAGCCGACGACGCCACCCGAAUACCACGAGUCCUCUGGUUUCCCUACGAUGUUCUCGCGCCCAAACCGUUACUCGACGUCCAGCCUGACUUCGCCCCCGGGCCUAUUCAACCGACCCGGCCGCUCGGGGUCGCAGCUUACCUCCCCGCAGUCGACCUUGAUGCAGUCUCGUUUUACCUUUGACGACCACCUGCCGUCUCGCUCCGUGCCCGGCUCGCGAAGAAACAGCGAUGAGGAUGAGAAGGAGGAGGCGGUUCGUCAGGAUCCUAGUAGCCAUCGGUCCUCCAAUGCGUAA
This is a messenger RNA of Colletotrichum truncatum, 684 nucleotides long. RefSeq names its product pumilio domain-containing protein. The record is from RefSeq and is a predicted model, not a curated record. Lineage: Eukaryota; Fungi; Ascomycota; Sordariomycetes; Glomerellales; Glomerellaceae.